AAGUGCUCAUCCAAUUUGAUUUUGAAAUCAUUGAUCGCCUCCACUUCCACCACCCUCGUAGGCAACGAGUUCCAGGUCAUCACCACUCACUGCCAAAAUAAAGUUCUCCCUCACACCCCAUUGUACCUCUAAUCAUGUAAUAGACUACUUUAUAUUACACACAUUUUUAGUGCAGGACUAUUGGGUGCAUAUUAGGUAUGUCAAAGUGAGAAUGGAGAGCACACAAUGUUCUACAAAAACUAAAAUUGUCUGUUCUGAGUUUCUAUCCUGUUGCAGGUUAUCAGAAGAGAAGGAUUUGCAGACAGAAAUCUCAAAACCAAACGUCACUUCAGGAUCUCAGAGUCAUUUGAUUCUUGGAACCUGAAUAUUAUCAGCAUUUGAAUCUAGAAUGAGAGAUGUUUCUCUGUCCUACCUGCUUGUGGAGAUUUUAAACAUCUGUCUGACCAAGGUAGCACCAAGACGCCCACACCUGAGUGAGAGUGUUCUAGUGCAUUGACUGUGGAAAGAGCUUUCACCAGUUACACAGUCACAUUGGACCAUUCACAGUGGAGACAGCAUACUUAUGUCCUGUGUGUGGAGGAAGCUUCAACUGAUUGUCGAACCUUGAAAGACAAAAGGACACCCGCACCAUGGAGAAACCGUGGAAAUGUGGGGACUGUGGGAAGGGAUUCAGAUCCCCAUCUGAAUUGGAAACUCAUCGACGCAGUCACACUGGGGAGAGGCCAUUCACCUGCACUGUGUGUGGGAAAGGAUUCACUCAUUCAUCCAACCUGCAGACACACCAGCAAGUUCACAUUGGGAAGAGGCCAUUCACCUGCUCCGACUGUGGUAAGGGAUUCAAUCAGUUAUCUCACCUGCUGACACACCAGCGAGUUCACACCAGGGAAAGGCCUUUCACCUGCUCUGAGUGUGGGAAGAGAUUCAGUGAUUCAUCCAACCUACGAACACACCAGCGAGUUCACACCGGGGAGAGACCAUUUAUCUGCGCUGAGUGUGGGAAGGCAUUCACUCAUCUAUUCACGUUGCUGACUCAUCAGCGAGUUCACACUGGGGAAAAGCCAUUCACCUGCUCUGAAUGUGGGAAGGGAUUCAGUCAAAUAUCCAACCUGCGGACACACCAGCGAGUUCACACUGGGGAGAGACUGUUCACCUGUUCUGGGCAUGGGAGCAGAUUCACUGUUUAAUCUGCCCUGCUGAGGCAGCAGAGAGUUCAAACUGAGGAGAGACCGUUCACCUGCUCCGUGUGUGGGAGAUUCACUCAGUCAUCAAAUCUGUUGAGACACAGAGAGUUCACAAGUGAUUUUCGGGGUUGGAUUCCGCUGUUAUUGAUGCUGUUAAUCACAUCCAGUUCUGAACCAUGUUCAUCCUGACACUUGGUGAAGUGGGAGGAUUGGAUGGUUUCUUUCUGCUGCACUGGCCAGUCU
Messenger RNA from Carcharodon carcharias (great white shark), 1424 nucleotides. RefSeq names its product gastrula zinc finger protein XlCGF49.1-like. Gene Ontology annotation, biological process: regulation of transcription by RNA polymerase II. NCBI's taxonomy places the organism in Eukaryota, Metazoa, Chordata, Chondrichthyes, Lamniformes, Lamnidae. Gene Ontology annotation, molecular function: RNA polymerase II cis-regulatory region sequence-specific DNA binding; DNA-binding transcription factor activity, RNA polymerase II-specific. Bases 630 to 1184 code for a protein of 184 amino acids. The transcript has a single exon. The record is from RefSeq and is a predicted model, not a curated record.